AUGGCUUCUCUUCCUCUUCCCACCAUCCCCAACCCUCCCUCCUCCCCAAAAAGGCCCAUCAAAACCCUCCAAAAAUUCCAAUCUUCCGAGUCUCAUCACCUCUCCAAAUACCCAAAGAAGCUCAAAAGCUCCCAAUUCUCGACCAAACCGUAUCUCCAGCAAAUCUCCUCCCUAUGUAAACAAGGCUUGCUUCACGAAGCCUUUGUCCUUCUCGCACGAUUGGAGUCCGACGACCUCCCCAUCGGCCCCGAAACAUAUGGGGAAUUGCUUCAGGGAUGCGUCUACGAGCGGGCCUUUUCCCAAGGUCAGCAAAUCCAUGCUCGGAUCCUCAAAAACGGCUCUUUUUUCUAUAAAAACGAGUAUAUAGAGACCAAAUUGUUGAUUUUUUAUGCGCAAUGCGGUUGCUCCGCGAGUGCCGAGGAGUUGUUUCUCCGGCAGUCGAUGCCCAAUGUUUUCUCUUGGGCGGCGAUGAUUGGGUUGCGCUCUAGACUUGGUUUCAGUGAGAAAGCUCUCAUGGGAUUCAGUGAAAUGCUGGAAGCCGGCGCUUUUCCAGACAAUUUUGUUAUCCCGAAUUCUCUGAAAGCAUGUUCCACCCUUCAAUGGAUUGGGUUUGGAAAGGGGAUUCAUGGCUAUGUCUUAAAGAUGGGAUUUGCUGGUUGUGUCUAUGUUCUGAGUAGUCUCGUGGAUUUUUACGGGAAAUGUGGGGUUCUGGAGGACGCAAGGAAGGUUUUCGAGUAUAUGCCUGAGAGAAAUGUGGUUACUUGGAAUUCAAUGCUUGUAGGUUACGUUUAUAAUGGCCGAGAUCAGGAGGCUGUGGAGCUAUUUUAUGAUAUGAGAAAUGAAGGUAUUCAGCCAACUCGGGUCAGCAUUGCAAGCUUCCUAUCUGCAUCGGCAAAUUUGCAAGCUCUUGAUGAAGGUAGACAAGGUCAUGCAAUCGCAGUCUUGUGUGGGUUAGAGCUUGAUAACAUUCUGGGUAGCUCUAUCAUGAACUUUUACUGCAAGCUAGGACUGAUAGAGGAGGCAGAGUUCAUGUUCAGCCAGAUGGCUGAUAUGGAUGUCGUGACCUGGAACUUGCUGAUAUCAGGUUAUGUGCAAGAUGGACAGAUUGAAAAAGCUCUUUACAUUUGUUGUCAGAUGAGGAAGAGAAAAUUUAGAUUUGAUUCUGUGACUCUGGCAUCUAUCUUAUCAGCCUGUGCUGAUUCCUGGAUGCUAGAACUUGGCAAGGUUGGGCAUGGUUAUUGCAUUAGAAAUAAUUUUGAAUCAGAUGUAGUUAUUGCAAGUAUCCUGGCAGAUUUGUAUUCAAGAUGUGGGAGGAUAGACUAUGCGCAGCGAGUAUUUAAUGCUACAACUUCAAGAGAUUUGAUAUUAUGGAACACAUUGAUUUCUGCAUAUGCACAGUAUGGCCUGAGUGGAGAGGCCUUGAAAAUUUUCUAUCAGAUGCAGCUGGAGAGUGUGCCCCCAAACGUGAUCUCAUGGAAUUCAGUUAUUUGGGGUUUUCUAAGUAAUGGACAGGUCAGUGAGGCCAAAGAUAUGUUCUCACACAUGCAAUUCAGUGGGGUGCGUCCAAACCUAAUCACAUGGACUAUGCUAGUUCAUGGGUUAGCUCAAAAUGGAUAUGGUUAUGAGGCAAUUAAACUAUAUGAGCAACUGCAAGCAGUAGGCCUCAGACCCAGUCCUAUGAGUGCUGUAGGAUCACUCUUGGCCUGUACUAACCUGGCAUCAUUACAUUAUGGAAAGGUUAUGCAUGGACAUGUCAUGAGACGAGGACUCUUAUCCUCUGUUCAUGUUGCAACGUCUCUCAUAGACAUGUAUGCUAAAUGUGGAAGCUUGAAACUUGCGAAGAAUGUAUUCGAAAUGGUUUCAACUAAGGAGCUGCCUCCUUACAAUGCAAUGAUAUCUGGGUAUGCAUUGCAUGGUCAAGCCAAAGAAGCUCUCACACUCUAUAAGAAGAUGCAUCAGGUGGGAGUGGAGCCAGAUGAGAUUACCUUUACUGGGCUUUUGUCAGCAUGUAGCCAUGCAGGACUUUUUGAUGAAGGUUUGAAGGUCUUCACUGAGAUGGUUUCUGUAUACCAUAUAACUCCACAAAACGAGCACUAUGGCUGUUUGGUUACUCUGUUCACAAGAUUUGGUAGUUUCAAAGAAGCACUGAGGGUUGUAGCUGCAAUGCCUAUUAAGCCUGAUGCCCAUGUAUUAGGAUCUUUACUAGCCAUGUGCAAGGAGCACCAUGAGAUAGAGCUUGGUGAAUAUCUCUCUAGGUGCCUAUCCAGGUUGGAACCAGAAAACUUGGUAAAUUAUUUAACACUUUCCAACCUUUAUGGAGCUUCUGCGAGGUGGCAGGAGGCAUCAAAAGUUAGAACAGUAAUGAGAGAUACCGGGCUGAAAAGAAAUCCUGGAUGCAGUUGGAUUCAAAUCGGAAGUAAAAUGCAUGCAUUUCUAGCAGGAGAUAGAUCACACCCUCAGAUGGACAACAUAUUGGACACCUUGCUGUGCUUGCACAGGGAAAUGAAAAAUAUUGGUGGUGCUUGUGCACCAACGGUUGCUCACAACAUGCAGUUCGAUGCAGCAAGGACCCUGUGCUCUUAGAACAGAAAUUAACUAGUUGCUGAAUAAAUUAGUGAUAGGGAUGGACCCUUGAGUUUUGAGUAAAACAAAUUUGAAAAUUUUGGACUAGAAUUAUUUGGAGAGAAUUUCGAGAACUUCUACCAAAAUGAAUCCAGAUCUUCUGUAUCCAUUGCUAUAAAGGAUAAACAGUGUUUGAGGAUUUGAGAGUAGCUGUUAAGGAAACCCAGAUUCUUAAUGUGGAUCCUAACGGGGACAAAAGAAUUCAUUUUGAUGGUUACGAAAAGACAGUGAAUCGUUUUGCCAAGGAGGAAGAAGAUGAUGAUGAAGAUGAUGAAGACUUUGAAUCCAUUGGCUGGCAUGAAAUUACACUGAAAAAUUCACCCUCUCAAGGAAAACACACCGAUGUUGAAGUUCUUGCUGAAGCUAGAGAACUCUAUUUACCGCAAAAGGGUAUAAACCUUGUCACUGGUUUGAUGAAUAUAUCCAGUGACAGCAGCUUUUGCGGCUAAAUGCUUCCACACCGGGGGCUCUUAAUUGAUUAUAAGCAGGAAUGGUGUGACUGAGAGUCAGGCAGAUUUGGUUGUGGUUUCUAGUUUGCAAGAUAGACGUCAGAACUCACUCAAGAAGCAGCAUGUCAGUUUGAUAUACCGAGUGUACUAAACAUGGCAGGUGCUGCUGUUUUUAAGCUUCAUUACACCAUAACAAGGUCCACAUCAUAUGCUCAUCAUAUGUAACCUCUUUAGUUUAAGUUCAGGAGGCUGAUGAUGCAUACUAUACACAUGCUAUAAUGUUGAAGUGCGUCUAAAAAUUGAAAACUGCAAUGGCAUCCAGAUUAUUCUUUUCUUUA
Elaeis guineensis (African oil palm) is the source of this 3409-nucleotide messenger RNA. Its product is annotated as pentatricopeptide repeat-containing protein At5g55740, chloroplastic. Lineage: Eukaryota; Viridiplantae; Streptophyta; Magnoliopsida; Arecales; Arecaceae. The record is from RefSeq and is a predicted model, not a curated record. Gene Ontology annotation, biological process: RNA modification. Gene Ontology annotation, molecular function: protein binding; RNA binding.